ACUCAGGAUGCAGCCAGCAGCCACCACGUGCACAGAGGACCGCAUCCAGCAUGCCCUGGAGCGAUGCUUGCAUGGACUGAGCCUUGGACGCCGUUCUGCAUCCUGGUCAGCUGGACUGUGUCUGAACUGCUGGAGCUUACAGGAGCUGGUCAGCAGGGACCCAGGCCACUUUCUCAUCCUCCUGGAACAGAUCCUACAGAAGACCCGAGAGGUCCAAGAGAAAGGCACCUACGACCUCCUGGCCCCGCUGGCUCUGCUCUUCUACUCCACGGUCCUUUGUACACCACACUUCCCACCGGAUUCAGACCUCCUUCUGAAGGCAGCCAGCACCUACCACUGCUUCCUGACCUGGCCGGUUCCCUACUGCAGCAUCUGCCAAGAGCUGCUCACCUUCAUUGAUGCUGAGCUCAAGGCUCCAGGGAUCUCCUACCAGCGGCUGGUGAGGGCUGAGCAGGGCCUGCCCAUCAGGAGCCACCGAAGUUCCACUGUCACUGUGCUGUUGCUGAACCCGGUUGAGGUCCAGGCUGAAUUCCUUGCUGUGGCAGACAAGCUGAGCGCACCCGGACAGUCACCACAUGGUGCCUACACCACCCUGCUCCUGCACGCCUUCCAGGCCACCUUUGGGGCCCACUGUGACCUUCCUAGCCUGCACCGCAAGCUGCAGUCCAAGACGCUAGAAGAGCUCGAGGACAUCUUCACCGAGACUGCCGAAGCCCAGGAGCUGGCAUCUGGCAUUGGGGAUGCAGCAGAGGCCCGACGGUGGCUCCGGACCCAGCUGAAGGCAGUGGGAGAAAAAGCUGGCUUCCCUGGCAUCUUAGACACUGCAAAACCUGGGAAACUCCACACCAUCCCCAUCCCCGUCGCCAGGUGCUACACAUACAGCUGGAACCAGGACAGUUUCGACAUCCUACAGGAAGUCCUUCUCAAGGAACAGGAACUGCUGCAGCCAGGGAUCCUGGGAGAUGAUGAAGAGGAGGAAGAGGAGGAGGAAGAGGAGGACUUGGAGAUGGACAGGCAUUGUGCUGAAAGAGACUCGCUCCUCUCUACCAGCUCUCUGGUGUCUCACGACUCUACUCUGUUGCUUACCUCCUCUCAGGCCUCGGGGCCAGUGCUGUCCCGCCAGGUUCUGACCACCUUCGUCUCAGGCCUCUCGGAUGGCGUGGACAGUGGCUAUGUGGAGGACAGUGAGGAAAGCUCCCCAGAGUGGCCCAAGAAGCCCGGUAGCCGGCAACGCCAGGGUCACCGCAGGCCUGGGCAUAAGUUCAACAGGAUCUAUAAACUCUUGAAGAGCACCAGCCAGCUGGUCCUGCGGAGGGACUCUCGGAGCCUGGAGGGCAGCUCAGACCCAACCCUGCCCCUGCGGCGGGCAGGGAGCCUCUGUAGCCCCUUGGAUUGUCCAGCCCAGUUCCCCUCCAGGGCUCAGCGCUCACGCUCCCUACCCCAGCCCAAGCUCAGCACCCAAAUACCCAGCUGGCUUCUGGCCCCACCCUCACACCACCAGCGCCACCGCCGCCGCCCCUUCCUCAGUGGGGAUGAGGACCCCAAGGCUUCCACACUACGGGUUGUGGUGUUCGGCUCUGAUCGAAUUUCCGGGAAGGUGGCCCGGGCAUACAGCAAGCUCAGGAGACUGGAGAACAGUCACCCGCUCCUCACACGGUUCUUCAAGCUUCAGUUCUUCUACGUGCCUGUGAAGCGAAGCCACGGAACCAGCUCCGGUGCCCGCCCGUCCUCUCUGAGCCAGACAUCUCCGCUCCCAGCAGACCCCUUGAGGCACCACAGCCCUGCAGAGCUAGGCAUGGCCCCGUGGGAGGACAGUACCAAUGACAUCUCUCACUACCUCGGUGUGCUUGACCCCUGGUACGAACGCAAUGUGUUGGGCCUCAUGUACCUGCCCCCCGAAGUCCUUUGCCAGCAGUCCCUGAAGGCAGACCCUCGGCCCCUGGAGGGCUCGGCCACCCAGCUGCCCAUCCUGGCCGACAUGUUGCUCUACUAUUGCCGCUUUGCGGCCCGGCCCGUGUUGCUGCAGGUCUAUCAGACAGAGCUGACGUUCGUCACCGGAGAGAAGACUACGGAAAUCUUCAUUCAGUCUCUGGAACUGGGCCACUCAGCGGCCACGCGUGCUAUCAAGGCAUCAGGUCCGGGCAGCAAGCGGCUGGGCAUUGAUGAUGACCGGGAAGCCGUCCCUCUCACACUACAGAUUAUUUACAGUAAGGGAGCCAUCAGUGGCCGAAGCCGCUGGAGUAACCUAGAGAAGGUCUGUACCUCUGUUAACCUCAACAAGGCCUGCCAGAAGCCGGAGGAGCUAGACUCCAGCAUGGAGAUGCUGACGCUAACCCUGACAGAGGUGCUGAAAAGGCAGAACCCAAGGUCCAAAAAAGGCUUUAACCAGAUCAGUACAUCCCACAUCAAAGUGGACAAGGUGCAGAUCAUCGGCUCCAGCAGCUGCCCCUUUGCUGUGUGUCUGGACCAGGAUGAGAGGAAGAUCCUACAGAGCGUGGUCAGGUGUGAAGUGUCGCCCUGCUACAAGCCAGAGAAGAGCAGCCUGCCACCCCAGAGGUCCUUCAGCCAGCCAGCACAGGCUGCUCCUGACCUGUGUUCCCUUCUCUGCCUCCCCAUCAUGACGUUCAGUGGAGCUCUGCCCUAGUGCUGAGGGACCAGGCUGGACAGGAAAGCGCCCAGGUUCUCCUGGACCACUCUCCAGGGCAGCUGCUCUCUGUGGAGAACCUAAUUGUCGUGGGCUGUAUCAGGAUCCCUCUGUAGGCCCAGCCAUGGACCGGGGACGUGCGGCCAAUGGUAUCUGGAACCUCGGAGAUCUGAGGCGGAAACAGGCAUUAGAGAGAGAAGGGCCUGGCUUUGUACAUUCCUCGGAGCAGAGGGAGGGAUGGGUGAGUGACCCUGAAGAAAGGUCUGAGUCUUGACUGUGGUUUUAGGCCUC
Molecule: messenger RNA, 2935 nt
Organism: Peromyscus eremicus (cactus mouse)
Lineage: Eukaryota; Metazoa; Chordata; Mammalia; Rodentia; Cricetidae
Gene: Pik3r5
Product: phosphoinositide-3-kinase regulatory subunit 5
Exons: 18
Coding region: 8-2644 (878 amino acids)
Biological process (GO): G protein-coupled receptor signaling pathway; positive regulation of MAP kinase activity
Cellular component (GO): phosphatidylinositol 3-kinase complex, class IB
Molecular function (GO): 1-phosphatidylinositol-3-kinase regulator activity
Source: RefSeq, a predicted model, not a curated record